Molecule: messenger RNA, 333 nt
Organism: Protopolystoma xenopodis
Lineage: Eukaryota; Metazoa; Platyhelminthes; Monogenea; Polystomatidea; Polystomatidae
Source: the annotation of a GenBank genome assembly
UUAGAUAUCAACUUAGGUGAAGACAUUCUUGAAGAUAUAAAAGUACGUGCAUGCUUUGUAACUACCCUAUCCCGGGCUCGACAAUGGCAAAUUUGGUGUGAAUCUUCGGAAAAUGAAAACAAGGAAGAUAAAAACGUUGAACCUCCAGAAGUUGGCGAGCCGCAUUUCGUAUACGCCUUAAAUUCACUAAAUGGCGGACGUCAUCUAAACAUUCCUAGCUGCAUUAGAGAACUCGCCGCCGAGCCCCUUUUUACUUCUGAUAAUGAUCAUAUAACAAUUGCCACCAUGGUGCUCAGGAGUAUUUUAGCUUCACCAAUUGAUGUCCGCAGGUAG